ACCAAAUUCGCCCACUUUUGCGAUAAGCUAUCUCUUGAAACGGAAGCAAAGACAACAACAAAUGACCAAACUCUAGUCCAUCACAAAAUGAAGUUGUGCUCUGUUUUGCUUUUCCUGCUGGUCUCCUCCUGCUGGUCCUAUCGCAAACGCCCCGAAGACAAAACCAAAUGUCCCAACGUCAAAGCCAUCAGGAACUUCGAUUUGGAACAGAUGAUGGGACGAUGGUACGUCAUCCAGUACUAUGCCAGUUCGGAAGAAGCGCUUUCGUACAGAUGCAUGAGGGCAGAGUUCAGCAUGUCUCCCUUUUUGGCCGACGUCACCAUGAAUUUUACUUAUAGUUUCACGGAUGAUCCGCUUAAUGAGUUGCUGCUUGGGAACAUCACGUGGACCAUACCGAAUCCGGGAGUGCCCUCACAUUGGACGCAUUCGGAGGACACGUAUGAGGGUGUGUACAACACGUUUGUUUUGGAUUCGGACUACACCUCUUGGGCCUUGCUACUCCACUGUGCCGAGAAAUCUAAAGUCCCUCGUUACUUAUCCAGCUUCAUAAUGAGUCGAGAACCAGUUCUCGGCGUCAACGUUAUUUCUUAUCUCCGAGAUAAACUACCAAGAUACGACAUAGACCUAUCUUACAUGUUCGAAAUGUCCCAAAAUGACUGUAAUUCGACGGUAAUCACCUCGGACAUACCUCCAUCACUCGUGGCCAAGCGACUACCACCAUCAUUACGGCGACAUCCCAUGAAACAUCACCAUUAGGCAACCACGACAUCACUUAACGGUACUUUACCAUAAAAAUAAACAAGUCUAGUUCUCAAUUAGUGUGUAUUAGAACUGGAUAAAAUAAUGUACAAUUUAAAAAAAAUAUAAUACAAUCGAUCACAAUUUAGUACUAAAAGUAAA
Molecule: messenger RNA, 900 nt
Organism: Tribolium madens (black flour beetle)
Lineage: Eukaryota; Metazoa; Arthropoda; Insecta; Coleoptera; Tenebrionidae
Gene: Karl
Product: apolipoprotein D
Exons: 3
Coding region: 88-756 (222 amino acids)
Source: RefSeq, a predicted model, not a curated record